Messenger RNA from Hippocampus comes (tiger tail seahorse), 2976 nucleotides. Its product is annotated as neuronal acetylcholine receptor subunit alpha-7-like. Gene Ontology annotation, molecular function: acetylcholine-gated monoatomic cation-selective channel activity; transmembrane signaling receptor activity. Bases 63 to 1676 code for a protein of 537 amino acids. The transcript is spliced from 9 exons. The record is from RefSeq and is a predicted model, not a curated record. Gene Ontology annotation, cellular component: postsynaptic membrane. Gene Ontology annotation, biological process: monoatomic ion transmembrane transport. Lineage: Eukaryota; Metazoa; Chordata; Actinopteri; Syngnathiformes; Syngnathidae.
CCAAAGACGAAAGAGCAUCAGCAGCCGAGAGCCCGCAGCCAGGGGCGCUGCCACCUGCCAGGAUGCGGUGCCACAAGUUUUGGGUCGCAUGUUCGUUUGGAUUUUACGUGUGGACUGCCUUUCUCUUCAAAGGAUCUCUGCAAGGAGAGUACCAGAGGAGACUUUACAAGGAGCUGCUUGCUAACUACAACCGACUGGAAAGGCCAGUGGUCAAUGACUCAGCUGCCAUCCUGGUGGAGCUGGGUUUCACUCUCCUGCAGAUUAUCGAUGUGGAUGAGAAGAACCAAGUGUUGAUGACCAAUGCCUGGCUGCAGCUGUACUGGACUGAUGUCUACCUGAGCUGGAACCCAGAAAACUACCCUGGUGUCCAAAACCUUCGAUUCCCUUCAGACCAGAUCUGGACUCCUGACAUCCUUCUCUACAACAGUGCGGAUGAUCGUUUUGAUGCCACCUUCCACACCAACGUUCUGGUGAAUGCGUCGGGUUACUGCCAGUACAUCCCGCCCGGCAUCCUGAAGAGCACUUGCUACAUUGAUGUGCGUUGGUUCCCCUUCGAUGUCCAGAAGUGUGACUUGAAGUUUGGCUCCUGGACACACAAUGGCUGGCUGCUGGACCUCCAGAUGCUUGACGUGGACACGUCCACCUACAUACCCAAUGGCGAGUGGGAUCUUGUGGGUGUCCCAGUCAAGCGCAAUGAGCUCUACUACGACUGUUGCAAGGAGCCUUACCCUGACGUGACCUUCACAGUCACCAUGCGCCGCAGAACGCUUUAUUACGGCCUCAAUUUGCUCAUUCCCUGCGUGCUGAUUUCUGGCUUGGCCCUCUUGGUCUUCCUGCUGCCUGCUGACUCAGGAGAAAAGAUCUCUCUAGGAAUCACCGUACUGCUUUCGCUGACUGUCUUCAUGCUUCUGGUGGCUGAGAUCAUGCCGGCCACCUCUGACUCGGUUCCUCUCAUCGCUCAGUACUUUGCCAGCACCAUGAUGAUAGUAGGAAUGUCGGUGGUGGUGACUGUGAUAGUCCUGCAGUUUCAUCACCAUGACCCUCAGGGAGGCAAGAUGCCUAAGUGGGUUCGGGUGGUCCUGUUGAACUGGUGUGCUUGGUUUCUGCGCAUGAAGCAACCUGGCGAUGAGCGCAGGCGUCCCGGCUACAAGCUCCGGCAUCCAACCCAGCACCAUUCCAGCACCAACUCAAUUGAAAUGGGCGCCAUUCCGAGCCUCUCUAUUCCACCCUCCCAAACUUCCUGUCCACCGUGCACCUCGGGCACCUCCAAUGGUUCAAUGAGCCUCUAUUUUGGCAGCUACCACCCAAUGGAGAGUCCACAGUGCCCUCCUUCCAGUGACUCUGGUGUAGCACUGGGGGGUCGCGCUCAUGGCUCCCCCGGUGAAGAGGCUGAGCCCCCCGGUGUUUGCAGUAAUGUUUUGGGAAUGGGUGCAGGUAUGGGAGUCAGGAUCCCGCCACCAGAGAUUCAGCGCAUCUUGGAGGAGGUGACCUACAUUGCCCAGCGCUUCCGGGAUCAGGAUGAGGCUGAGGCCAUUAGCAGUGAGUGGAAGUUUGCAGCAGCGGUGGUGGACCGUCUAUGCCUGGUGGCCUUCUCGCUCUUUUCCAUCAUUUGCACCUUCACCAUCCUCAUGUCAGCGCCCAACUUCAUAGAGGCUGUCUCCAAGGACUUCACAUAGCUGGAUUCAGAACUAUAUAUAUUGAUUUAUCAUCCUCAAUGGGCCAUUAAUGUGAAUAAUGCUUAUUGUGGUCUUCUUGUGUAAAUAUAAUUAUUUCAUGUCUCAGCUAUUGCUAACUUCUGUGUGCAAACACACAUGAUGUCCGUCAGAGGUCACUUGCCAAAUCAUGAUUUACAGACACUUGAUACAAAAUGUCGACACCCACACACACGUGCACCUCUGUUCAAAUGGCAGAUAUUUUGUGACAUUAAAAAAAAAGGAGACCAAGAUAUAUCAUUUUAAAACUAACCUGCACAACACACUCACUCUGAAAUAAUGUGCUUGUCCAAGUGUGCACACCCUCUUGCUUUUGUAAUCACUUAGAGAUGUUCAUGUUGAAAUUGAAUACUACUGUGAUUAAGAAUCACAUUUCACUUCUCUCUCUUUAUUUUGAGUGAUCACAUGCGUGCUGUAUUACAGUCUCUUGUGAGUGUAUUGUGCAAUAAUGCUUUGUGCUGACUGGUUGGAGUGGACCAAUAACACAGAUGCAAAGGUGUAAUUCAAACGUAGCUGAUUGUAGUUUAUGUUUAACAUCCUCGACCAUUUGCUUGGAAACAAUACCAUAAGCUACUAUAAAAAUAGUUCAGAGUUGCUGGUGUUAAAAUGCUCAUUGAAGAAAAAGGCUUAUGUGACUUGGGAUACUCUGGACAGUCUGUUCUUACAAGAAUUUAUUGUUAUUUGUCAGAAAUGGAAUUCCAAUGUAACGAAUACAAAACAAAAUACAGAAAAUAUUUGGAGGGAUUUAAUAUACCCCCAAACCUAGCCGCACAAUGCUAACUACUUUGGAUUAGGAACAAUAAAAGCAUGUUGGCCGUGUGUGCAGGAUACCUGUAGGAUGGAGCAAAAUUGUUUUGGGGAUGCGUUGCUUUGUACUGUGCAUGCGCACAGAGUCCUCAGGCAGUUGAAAUGCUUAUUAAAAUUAGCCAGGGUGAAACUUAAUAAAGUACUUUGGUACAAUAUUCUAACGCAAGUCUUGUGAUGUGUCAGCCUCAGAUAUCAAGGAUGAUUACAAAAGGCUUGAAAAUGUGAUAAGAAAUCAAAAUCACAUCACAGCAAAAUACUGAACUUUUAUAGAAUCUGUGUGUCAAUAUUGAUAAUGGUUUUGUAUGCGAUUAUGGAAGCGAGUUGAGUGACUAAUGUACAUAAUAGUUUAUUUUAGGUUUCAUCUUUGUCGUGCUUAUCGUCGUUUUACCGUACUCUGUGUCCUUGCAAUUGUAAAUGUUGUCCCUUGGCCAUAAUAAAAGUAUAUUUAUUCUCUGUA